UCGACCUAGCAGGCGGGCGGAAGAGGAGACGGCUCCAACGGAGACGGAAACCGAGCGAGCGCCCAGGGGAGCCCGUCUGAGGAGGUGGAGGAGGAGGGGUGCAGUCUGGGAGGGGCUGCACAAGGAGCCGAAGCGACGGGCUUUACUUUCCUCACACACACCACCACCCCCAGUGGGCCGCGGGGUUAAGGGCUUCGGCGAUGGAGGCGGCUCCUUGGACGGCUCGGGUCAAGCUACGCUGCGGCAGAUACUUCCAUAAAGGGCCCAGAAGAAACUUCCUUCUUGAAAGCCUGAAAAAUCUGCAUAUGUAACAUCUGGACUUGUGGAUAUAGUCUGACAAAAUGGCAGAAAAUAAUACUAAAGAUGUAGAUGUGAGACCCAAAACCAGUCGGAGUAGAAGUGCAGACAGAAAAGAUGGUUAUGUGUGGAGUGGGAAAAAGCUCUCUUGGUCCAAAAAGAAUGAGCAUUCUUCUGAUACUGACACACCAGGUGCCACAGAGAAAGCCGACAUCCCUUUAGGGAGCCCAGAGAGGAAGCACAGCUGUUCAUCCAUUGAGUUGGAUUUAGAUGGCUCAUGUGGGCACAGAUUUUUGGGACGGUCUCUUAAACAGAAACUGCAAGAUGCUAUGGGACAGUGUUUUCCCAUAAAAAAUUGUAGCAGUCGACACUCUUCAGUGCUCCCAUCAAAAAGAAAAAUUCUUAUCAGCGAACUCAUGUUAGAUAAGUGUCCUUUUCCACCUCAGUCAGAGCUGGCCUUUCGUUGGCAUUUAAUUAAACAACACACUGCCCCUAUAACUCCAAAAUCAGAUAACCGCAGAAGCACAGACUUAUCUGAAAGUGAUAUGAGGGAUGUCCAGCUGAAGGAAAGAGGUAACAGGGAAGAAAGUGUAAACCCUUUUCCACACACUCAGGUUCAGCCAUGUGACACAACUACUGACAACCAUUCACAUCGAUGUGAUCCAAAGACUGAUUCUGUAAUGAAUUUGACAUCUAAUAACAGUAUAGAGGAUAGCGAUAUGGAUUCAGAUGAUGAAGUUUUAACACUUUGCACAAGUUCUAGGAAAAGAAACAAACCAAAAUGGGAAACUGAUGACGAAAUGCUGCAGUUGGAAACACCUCCUAAAUACCACACUCAGAUAGAUUAUGUUCACUGUCUUGUUCCAGAUCUCCUUCAGAUCAAUAACAAUCCGUGUUACUGGGGAGUAAUGGACAAAUAUGCAGCUGAGGCAUUACUGGAAGGAAAACCAGAGGGAACCUUUCUACUUCGUGACUCAGCACAGGAAGACUAUUUAUUCUCUGUUAGUUUUAGACGCUAUAGUCGUUCUCUUCAUGCUAGGAUUGAACAGUGGAAUCACAACUUUAGUUUUGAUGCACAUGAUCCUUGUGUCUUCCAUUCUCCUGAUAUUACUGGACUCCUGGAACAUUAUAAAGACCCAAGCUCUUGUAUGUUCUUUGAACCACUUUUAUCCACUCCUUUAAAUCGGACUUUCCCCUUUUCCCUUCAGCAUAUAUGCAGGACAGUUAUUUGUAACUGUACAACCUAUGAUGGUAUUGAUACCCUCCCAAUUCCUUCAUCUAUGAAAUUAUAUCUGAAGGAAUAUCACUAUAAAUCAAAAGUUAGAGUACUCAGGAUUGAUGUACCAGAACAAUAAUGCCUGGGAGGAUUAGUGGCAUUUAACUGACUGAUCACAUAAAAGCUCUUUCGUGGCUUUUCCAAGUUUUUUUUUUUUUCUUUUGCCAUUUAAAAAUUUUCUACAAGGGUAGAAUCCAAAUUAACUUGUACCCUUAACUUUUAUUUGAAGUUACUUUUUUGGGAGGGCUGGUGAUACACACUGUUAUUUUAAUAUUACACACUAAGGCUUUAUGGACUUGAGGGAAUGUCUUCUGAGGUACCUUAUAGUAGUUAUUCUUUAGAUUUUAAAUUUUAUUCAUUUAUAAAUUUUAAUUGGCAUAUCUACAGACAUGUUUAAAGCAUCCUGUAAAUGACAAACUAAAAAUUGAGUAUUUUCUAUUUUACACAUUUCUUUAAUACUAAUUCAGUGUGCACUAUAUAAAGUAUAACCCUUUGUUAAUCUAGUUCUAACAUUACUAUUCUUGUACAUAAAAUAGUUUUUCUAGCUUCUUUUUAAUUAGUGCUUCUCCAUUCUUCUAGUAAGAUGGACCAUCCUGUUGAUAUUUAGACCAUGUUUCAGACUAACAUAGCAGACCUUCAUAAUUUAUUAAUAAUGGUGUUAAAGAUGACAGUAGACUUACCUGUAGAUUAAAUGAUACAUCUGAUGGCAUAAGAAGCUUACACAGCAACUGUCUGCAUAGUUUCCAGUCUGUUCUUUACUAUGGAUUCCAUCAUCAAUUUCCUGUCCUUCCCACCCUACCAUAACUUUCUAGAUAGAAACCUUUUAUUUAAAAAUAAAACUAACACUGUAUUUUCAUUUUGGAAGUUAAUUUAAAAGAACUAAGUACAAAGGUUUAAGAAACUGAGCUUUAUUCUGCCAGCGAGGAUGAAGCAAAAAAAAAAUUAUAUUUUAGAGGUAUUUUUUACUAUUUUAGAUAUAAUAGUACCAUUUAGUGUACUUGAAGAGGUCAUUUUCUAAGUGUUCUGAAAGAGUUAAACAAUAGAGAUCAUUACUUUCUCACUGGAAAGCCUAAUAAAUGCCCAUAGUCUAUAUAGUACUGUAGUAAUUUUUAAAUGAGUCCUCUGACUUCAAGCAGGCAAUUCUUUUUUAUUCUAUAACAUUUAAGGUUUGGGACCACAUUCAUUUAGGAAUUGUUGUUCCUAUGUAGCCUCAUUAAAGAACACCUAGACCUAUUAUUUUGUGCUAAACUCUACCUAUAUAACUGCCACAGAUUUUCACUGGGGACCAAAUAAGGCAUCAAAUUCAUUUUCCAUUAUUUUACAUUGGAUUCAAGUCCAAAAUCUGAGGAUUAGAUAGAGUAAUAAUGAUCAGGGUGCUCUGUUGUCUGGUAUUUUAAAAGAAAAAAAUUGAUCUACACAUUGCAAAUAUAAUUGUUCCUGUCUUCAAAAUUGACUUAAAUCUUUAAUGUGGCCUUGACCAGGGAGAAACAAACAAAAAAAUUGUUGCCAUUCAUAGUCACUACUUUUAACCCAACUUAAGGCAUAGUAAACCAAAACUAGCUAUGAUGGUUAAUGUUGGUAAUAUUUUGAAUAUGUUAUUCCAUGAUUUGGAAGCAGUUUAUAAAUAGCAUUUGAUUUAGGGUUGAGAAAUAUCCUAUCAAACAAUAUCCCAUUUAAAGAACUAAUUGAGAGAUUAUAUUUUUAUUCAGACUUCAUUAUGCACAUAUAUAAUUCCUUAUUUGUCUUCCAGUGAAUUGGCAUUCAGCAUUUACUGGCCUUGUUACACUAAUUCAUGCAGCCAGCAUUUCCUUAUUUGUGGCUUUUUUAACUUUAUUGACUAACUCCUUCUCUGGGGUCAAAGAAAUGCACUUCCAAAAUAUCCAAAAUGGAACAAAUGUUGAUCCAUACUCAAUAUUUCAUUUAUAUUUAGGAGUAACAUUUCUGUAUUUUACCCUUCUGUAAGCAACACUAAUAGUGCAUAUUUGAAUGAUAGUUUCAAAAUAAAAGUCUUAAACCAAUUACCACAAAAUCAGAAACCAGAAGAAUGGCUAACCUUUUAGGAUUCCCUACAACUAGUUUGGCAAGGAUCCCUGCACAAAGAUUUUGCCUUGAAUUUAAAUAAUCAAGAUAUGUGAAUUUACUGUCAAGAUAGCCUCUUCCAAAUACAUAUUGCUUUGGGUAAGGGUAGGAAAGUCUUGUACAUUAUCUUAGAUGUUUUAUGAAUCUUUUAUCAAUAUAAGAAACUUACCCCGCUUACUAACACAAUACUUCUAAAUAUAAAUAAUCACUUUGGAGAAGGGGAAGGGGGGCAGAAAAGCAAAUUGCUGUUCAUUUUUUAUUAUGAGGGAAACCCCUCUUCCAUUUCCCAACUUAACUUAUCAGAAUUUGAUAAUGAAAAUUUCUGUUUCUGUGAAACAAUCAUUAUUUUAAAUAUUUUUCUUUUAAAAACUUUUUAUCAGUACAGAUUGACCUAAUUGAAGACUUGCUAUGGGGGGAAAAAGCAUGGAUAGUUUUGUAAGGAAACAGAAUCUAAUUCUGUCAAGUCUUUUGUAAUGGAUAAAAUUUAGUGUUUAUAAAGAAGUCAUCUUCUAAAUAGCUUCAUAAUAUUGUUUAAACUAUGUUGAUAUAUUUUCUGUGAUUUUCCUGUUCUUUCAGCAUCUUUGUAGAACCAUAAGGUUACAGUCAUUAGUAGCCAUGAAAUAAUUACCUGCAACAAAAAAGAACAGAAAAUAGGCUGAUCCAUCCUGACACAUUUUGCAUUUUCCCCCUUAUAUGUACUUCAGCAAGAAGGAAUUUAGGAAGUAGUAAUAAAAGGUCUUGGUAUUGGUAUGGUAGUGUUAGAGGCAGGGAUGGAGGGAGGGAUUGGUAGGUUCAAAUGGAAUAUCAAAGAGAUAAUCCUUUGACUUUGGUGAAUGUACGUUUAACAGACUAUCCAGUGUUUAGGCUUCACCUUCAGAAUAUAAAAUCAAAGGAGGUUUCUAGAUUGUAUAAUUACAUAAGAGUAGAGUGUUUUAGGAGAAAAGAUGCAGGAAGUUAAAUAUAAAUAAUUUGACUAAAAAGUAACCUUGUAAGCAUGAGGCAGCUAUAGCAGACCAUUAAAAGGUAUUCUUGAGAAAGCAUUUAGCAUGGUGGUACUGAGUAGAGCUUAUUUGGCAUGAAGAUGAAGCUAAAAGAAACAAGAUAUAGUAUUUAAAUUAAAAAUUUAGGCAUUGCCUUAGGGAAAUCUUGACAGUGAGUGGGAGUUACUUAAUCACUAAUAGCUCAGCUGGACAAAACACUUAACUCUGGUUUAGGAAGAAUCUUUGCCGGAAAUCGAACUUGGCUUUCUGUCAGUUUUUCAGGACAUCCUUGGGGGGAAAAUCACAAAGAUUAUGCUUCUUCACCAUAUGCUUUUAAAAAAAGCUACUCUGGAUUUCUAGCUUCUUUGACAAAUUGUAUGAAAUAAUCAUACAUGGUCUUCCUCUAACCACAAUGUGCACUUAAAUAAUUCAAAAAGAGAGUGCUUUCAUUUAAAGAGAAACCUAAUAGGAAAAAGGUUGAAGGAAGCUUUUAGUCAGCUUUGGGGCUAGAAUUAUUGAUUUGGUGAUCAAUCCUGCGUUCUUUCCUGAAUUUGAACUAAUGGUCAGCUAGUCCAAAUGAGUGACUUUCAUUUAUAGUUGGAACCCUUGCAAAUAAUGUUUUAGAAAGUAGAAAUCUUUUUUUUUUUUAAAUAGAGCAGAUGUGGGAUAUAGGACUUAAUUUUUUUGUCAUACAGAUUCUUAUAUUUUUGUCCCUACAAGUAAGAUACAUAUAUUAUUCAUGAGCCAAAACCAUUAAGAGGAUAAAUCAAAUUAUCAGCUUCCUGUCUCUCUUUAGUUUAAAUCACUUUAUAGAUCCUAUAAUAGAAAGACAACUUCCUUCCUAUGGGGAAAAUUAUGACCUAUCUUCUUUCGAAACAUACUUCUUUUCCAUUUUAAAAUAUAUUCUGAUGUUUUUCUUGUCACUUAGUUGUAACCAGAAUCCAGUAAGAAUCUUUUAUAUUGAUAGGGCAGAUUUCAUUGAAGAAUAUUCUUUAAUUUGGGGUAGGGGGAUUUCAAAUGACAAGCUUCAUAGAAGGGAAAUUGUGUGAUACUAACUUUUAAAAAUGCUUGUAUAAGAAUGAGUCAAGUCAAGAUUUGAAUCUAAUAUAAAUUAUUUUUUCUUCACUUGGAAAAAAUAUCCUUCUUAAUUUCUCAGUCUUACCAUAUUCGUAAAGAUAGCUGAAAGCACAAGAACAUAUUUUUAACUUGGGCACACUGGACUAUUGAAGAACAAGUACUGUAUGAUGUCUAUACAUAUUCAUUGUAAGUGGGGCAAAAUUUUUUUGUAUCCAUGGUUGACUAUUGUUAUAGCCAUGUCCAGUUGAAAUUUCAACUUAUGGGUAGAUUUUUAAUACAGAUAUUGGGCAACCAAUAGAAAUCUUUUUUUUAAAAAAAUGCUACUUAACUGUCAAGAAGCUGUGCCAAUUAGCACGAAAGGGGAGUUGGGAAAAAUAAAUUCAGCUCCCCACUCCAUCUUUAUUUUACUGUGUAACCUUGGUAGGCUGAGCUCUACCUCUAUUUUCCAAGGUACGAUGUAAGUCAAUACUUGCCACCUGACUCCCUUAAUUCUUUAGUGAGAUUUUGAACUUCUUAAAAGGUAAAUACUGUGCAACUAUAAGUUGUAAUAUGUAUAAUUGAUAAUAUGGUUAUAGAUGGUCAAAGUAUUCCCUUCAUGUUGAACAAAUGGAGAGUCAUCCUCCAUUACUUGUAGGCAAGCUUUAACUUAAUUUGAUCAUACAAAUUAGGACACUAAUUUUAAUUUGGCUCUGAGGAUCCCAUUAUCCCUAAAAUGGCAGCUGGUUAUACUUAAAUUCUGCAUUUAGAUAAACAAUAGCAAUUUGGCACCCACGUGAGAAUUUACAAAGACACAAUUUUAGAAAAAUAAUCAUGUUCUAACCAUCCAAUAUAUUAAAAAUUAGUUAUUUGGGGAAAUAAAAACAAGGUCAUAUUUACGAUAGUUGAAUGAAACCAGAGCCUUUAGAUUUGAGCCACACUGUAAAAAGCAAUUCGUGUUUACUUAAAAUCUAUGCUGCCUUUUCUAGGAUUGGAUAUGUAAAGAGUAUGAAUUGAGUGAUAUAUGCUUGAUGAAGAAUAUUUAAAUAGUAACUUCUUUUAACUAUUGUAUAGUCUUGUUGGCUAUUUCUGUUCCCUGUCUUCUAUCAAAAGAAAUAUACUAUAUUUCCAUUUUGUCUCUUAUUCUUGAAUAUUAGAUUGUUUUAAUGUUUCCUCAUAGAUGGAAGAGUUAAAAGAAAUUUAAGUAAGUUUUAAUUUCUUAAUUAAAAUUUGAUAAAUUUAACCUUUGUAUUAUUUGUGUCAGAAAAAACCGUCACUAAUCAUUAAGCUCCUAUUGUGUGCCUGGCACAGUACUGAGGCAAAAGACAGUCCUUGCCCUCAAGGAUUGUACUGUCUAAUGGUAGAGACUACAAAUAUGUGUGCAAGCUCGAGAGCGUGUGUGUGUGUGUGUGUGUGUGUGUGUUUAUGUGUGUGUAAAUGCAAAGCAAGCUAUAUACAGCAUAAGUAGGCAGUAAUUAACAGGGAAGGCACUGGAAUUAAGAGGAGUUGGGGAAGGUUCUUGUCGAAGGUGGAAAUUUAUUUGGGAAACGGAAGUCACUGUUUUCA
This is a messenger RNA of Dromiciops gliroides (monito del monte), 7251 nucleotides long. RefSeq names its product suppressor of cytokine signaling 4 (gene SOCS4). Lineage: Eukaryota; Metazoa; Chordata; Mammalia; Microbiotheria; Microbiotheriidae. The record is from RefSeq and is a predicted model, not a curated record. The transcript has 2 exons. The coding region runs from base 342 to 1652 and encodes 436 amino acids. Gene Ontology annotation, cellular component: phosphatidylinositol 3-kinase complex. Gene Ontology annotation, molecular function: 1-phosphatidylinositol-3-kinase regulator activity. Gene Ontology annotation, biological process: phosphatidylinositol phosphate biosynthetic process; intracellular signal transduction.